Messenger RNA from Vicia faba (fava bean), 333 nucleotides. The record is from the annotation of a GenBank genome assembly. Lineage: Eukaryota; Viridiplantae; Streptophyta; Magnoliopsida; Fabales; Fabaceae.
AUGUACAUAUCAGCGGGAAAUAUCCUUACCACAAACGCCUACAUCUUUCACAACAACCUUACAUACGGAAAAAUUGUUUAUCUCGCAGGCCAACAUCAGCAACAGAAAACUCUCAUUCCUGAACCUAAACAUGUCCCACUCCUGCGAGUGCGUUCCCAAAUAGCAUUAAGCUCUGUAACACAUGGCAAGGCACGUGAGGAGCAAAUACAAUUAAGUGACGAGGCAUUAGUGGGUGAGGAGAAGCAUAAUGAAUUCCCUAAAAAUCAGGAGCUUGGACGUGGCAAGAGAGAGAAAAGGGCUAGUGUGAAGCUAACAGAAUUAGUCAGUGGAUAG